AUGCCGUCUCCAGAAGCAGCAAGGCCGGGAAACCCUCCCGAAACGCCCACAAAGACUGGCAAGAGCCCUCAAUCAUCAUCCACUUCUAAGCUUACUGGGAAAGACGUGCCGAGGGGUACCCCCGGACGUAAACCACCCAAGCUCGGGGCAUCCAAAGCGACCCCAAAGAAAGCGACCGAAGACGUCCCCAAGCCAAAAGAGGUCGAGAAGCCCGCCGAAGAUGUGACGGAGAAGGCUGAAGAUGCUGGCGCAGAAGUCCAGCAGAAGAUCAGUCUGAAAGACACCGAAGAGCCUGGCGGUAAGGUCAGCCAACCGGGCAACGACACCGGCGCCGAAAGUACCUCUGUCGCCGAUACGAGCGAACUUUCGGAAGCCGACCCAGAACCAGUUCCAGAUAGCGACGAAGAUGAGCAGGAGACCGCCAAAGAAAGCAAAGGCGUUGCCAAGGACGAGGGCACCGAUGAGGGCGAGGAGACCGAAGGCCCUGCGGAAGAAACACCCGCCGUCGAGACAGAGGAUGCUGCUGAGGAAGCGGAGGAUGAGGCCGAAGGCAAGGGCUCUGGAGCACUCGGCGGCCUCAAGUCAGGUGCUGCCGGAGCUGUCGGCAGCGGCAAGAAGCUCGCAGGUCGCGUCGGUGGAGCAAAGGAUACUGCCACUAGCGCCGCUGGCAAGGCUUCCAAGGGCGAUGUGAAGGGUGCUGCCGAAGAUACUGCUGGUGAUGCCAAAGAGGCGACCACGGAAACGGCAGAGGACGCUAAAGAUACCGUCGCAGAUACCGCCGAGGAUGUGUCUGGUGAUACUCCUGACGCCGAGGGAGCAGUCGAUGGUGCCAAAGACACUGCCCAGAAGACGGCCGGCGAUGUCGAAGAAACUGCUGAUGAAGCGAAGGAGACCGCAGAAGACACUGCCAAUGGGGUCAAGGACACUGCUGAAGACGCUGCCGAUGGGGUCAAGGACACCGCCGAAGGUGCCAUACCAGACUUGUCUAUCUUGAAGGGUCUUAAGGUCAGUGAGAGCGGUGAUAUUCUCGACGGCUCGGGCAAAGUCGUGGGCAGGCUCGAGGAGGGUGAUCCCGCCGACCUUGAGGGCUAUGAGAUCGGGGACGACGGUGAGAUUCUUGAUGAAGACGGCGAUGUUGUUGGUCGGGCCACAGUCCUCCCAGACCAGGGGGCCGACGUUGCAGAUGGCGCGGAAGAUGCCAUCGACGGCGCCAAGGAUACCGCAGAAGGAGGCGUCGAAGAUGCUGUUGAUGGCGCCAAGAAUACCGCAGAAGAUGCCGUCGAAACAUACUUGCCUGAGCUUGAAGUCCUUGAUGGACUUGAGGUUCAAGAGAAUGGUGACAUUCUCGAUAAAGAAGGGAAUGUUCUCGGCAGGAUCACCGAGGGCGACCCAGCAGAUCUGGUCGGUAUGACUCUCAAUGCCGAUGGCGAAGUUCUUGAUGAGGAUGGUGAUGCUAUCGGCCGGGCAGAGACACUACCCCAGCCAGUGAAGCAAGCCGCAGAGGACGCCACAGGGGAGCUUCCAGGCCUCGACGCUCUCAAAGGUCUCGAGGUUCAAGAGGAUGGUGUAAUCAAGGAUGCCUCGGGCAAGACACUCGGCAAGAUUACUGAAGGAGAUCCAUCAGAUCUUGCCGGCCUUACACUUAACGCAGAAGGUGAAGUUCUCGACGAAGAUGGGGAUGUCAUUGGCCGCGCCGAAGUCGUGCCCGAAGCAGCCGACGCUGUUGGUGACGCCAAGCCCGAAUUUGUCCAGGAAGCCCUGGGCAAGGUCGACGAGCUUCAAGACCAAUUGAAACCAAAUUUAACGAUCGUAGAGGGCAGGAAACUCAACAAGAAGGGAAACAUUAUCGACGAUGACGGCGAGGUGUUGGCCAAGCUUGUCGAUGGUGAUGUGAAAGCUUGCGCUGGCAAAAUCCCCAACGAAAACGGAGAAAUCCUGGACAAGGACGGCAAUGUCAUUGGCCGUGUCGAAGUCGUGCAGGGCGAAGCUGCCGAGGAGGCUAUGAAAGAACUUCACCCUGAGCUUCUUGAACAACUCGAAGAGGCACAACAAGCGGCUGAAGAGGCCGAAAAGCAAGCUGAAGAGCAGGCAGAGGGUGCUGGCGAUGCGGCUGGCACGGCUGAAGAGGCUGCGGGUACUGCUGAAGAGGCUGCAGAUACCGCUGAAGGUGCUGCCGACGAAGCCAAGGACGCCGCUGAAGAGGCUGCGAAGCCUGACUUUUCCCAGCUCGAAGGCCUGAAGGUGAACAAGAAAGGCCAAGUUGUCAAUGAGGAUGGAGACCCAAUUGCUCGCCUCGCCGAAGGAUACGACAUUGAGGAUGUCCGCGGCAAGAAGAUCAGUGCGAAGGGCGAAAUCUUGGACAAAGAUGGCAACGUGAUCGGCAAAGUCGAGUUCAUACCUGAAGCCGUCGAAGAAGGCCUUGUGGAAGUCGAGGAGCCAUCACCACAGGUUUCGGAAACUUCUAUUCUUGAAGGCCUUAAGGUCAACAAGAAGGGUAUGGUCCUCAAUGAAGAAGGCGACCCGAUUGCUCAGCUCAGUGAGGGCGAACUUGAAAACUGCGCCGGCAAGAAAUUGAACGACAAAGGAGAAGUUCUUGACAAGGACGGGAAUAUCAUUGGUAAGGUCGAAAUGAUCACCCAAGAAGGUGAGGAGGAGCAAGAAGAAGGAGAAAAUGUAGACGAUGGUCUACCUCCUCUUUCGAUCCUUGAAGGUCUCAAGGUCAACAAGGCCGGCAAGCUUGUCGACAGAGACGGCAACAUCGUCGGCGAAUUGGUCGAAGGCGACGCUAAAAAGAUCUGGAAGUCUGGCGCCAGCUGUGACGACCAAGGUCAAUUCUGGGACAGCAAGGGCCACGUCAUUGGCCGAGCUAAAACACUUCCUCAAGAAGAAAAUGAUGGAGAGGGAGAAUUUGCCGGACUUGAAGGCUUGACUGUCGUUGCCGACGGUUGGGUCGAGGACGAGAAUGGUAACCGGGUUGGCCGCAUCAUAGAGGGCGAUGCGAAGAAACUCGUUGGCCGUGCCGUGGAUGAGGAUGGAGACAUAAUUGACAAGAGAGGCAAUGUCGUCGGUCAUGCUGAGAGAUAUGAAGAACCCGAGGCUGAGGCCGAACCCGAACCAGAAGCUGUUAACCUUUCUGAACUGAAGGGUCUCAGGCCGAACAAGCAAGGAAAUGUGAUCGGACCCGAAGGCGUUCCCAUUGGCCGCGUUGUGGAAGGAAAUGUCAAAGAGCUCGCUGGGCGAGCGAUUGACGAGAACGGUCAGAUUUGGAACGAUCAAGGUAAAGUCAUCGGACGAUGCGAACUCAUCCCACCGGAAGAACGAGAGGCCAAGCCCGAAGGGCCCUUUGCUGGCCUUGAAGGCGUCAUCGUGGGCAAGGAUGGUCUCGUCAACGACUCCGAAGGAAACGUCGUCGGCAAAGUCGUCGAGGGAGACUGGAAGAAACUUGUCGGCCGUGCUGUUGAUGAAGAUGGUGAUAUCAUCGACAAAUACGGCAAUGUAAAGGGUCAUGUCGAACCGUACGAAGAGCCUGAAGAGGAGGUCGCUGAGGAAGACUUGUCAAGCCUUGAAAACAAGACAGUAAACAAAUUGGGAAAGGUUGUUGACGAGCACGGCACCAUCUUCGGCGAGGUUAUUGAAGGCGACAUCAAACACCUUGUCGGCUGCAAGGUCGAUGGUAAAGGGCAAAUAUGGAGCACCAACGGUAAGGUUGUCGGGCGCGCAGGUCUCAUUCAAGGUGGUGACGACGGACGGGCUGAGGGACCCUUUUCGAAUUUCGAAUCCACGACCGUGUCCAAGGAUGGUCUCGUCAAGGAUGCAAAUGGCGAGAUUGUCGGUCGCGUCAUCGAAGGCGAUCCCAAGAAAUUGGUCGGUCGUCACGUCGACGACGAGGGCGACAUCGUGGACAAGAACGGCAAUGUCAUUGGCAAAGCAGAACGAUGGGAGCCCGAGCAGAAAGAGCGCGAGGUCUCUCCCAUGUCUGGCUGCCGCGUCAACAAAGAAGGAGAGGUUCGCGACAAGAAUGGCGAAGUGAUUGGCAGAUUGACAGAGGGCAACCUCCUCGCUUGCGUCGGCAAGGAAGUCAACGACAACGGCUACGUGGUAGACCAAGACGGCAACAAGCUCGGAGAGUGCACACUGAUCGAGAAUAUUCCUGAAGAAGAGGAAGAAGAAGAAGAAACAACACCCGAGCAGCUCAAGGAGGAAGAGGAACGCGAAAUAGCCAAGAAGAUUGGCAACAUCAUCAACCAGACCAUCGACCAGAUGAAGCCGAUCUGUGAUCAGAUUACCGAUAAAAUUGAAAAGGCUGAUCGUACGCCCCGUGAAGAGCUCGACGAAGAGAAACUUGUGCAGGACGUCAAGCCCCUCAUUGAAGAAGGUAGCCGGAUCCUGGGCGAAUGCAAUGGUGCCAUUCGAGGCCUCGAUCCUGAUGGACACAUUGCUGCCCAAGCCAAGGCUCGUGCUGCGUCUGGCGAGGCCAGCCCCGAGGAACAUCGUGUCGCAGAAGGAUUGAAGGAACUCACUUCGACCAUUGUCAAGACCAUUGACAAUGCAAAGAAGAGAAUUUCCGACAUGCCUCACGCAAAGAAGAAGUUGAACCCCUUAUGGGGGUUGCUCACCGAGCCACUGUUCCAGAUCAUUGCCGCUGUCGGCUUACUCUUGUCUGGUGUCCUUGGUCUCGUGGGCAAAUUGCUCAACGGUCUCGGUCUGGGCGGUUUGGUCAACGGUAUCCUGGGUGGAUUGGGAGUUGACAAGCUCCUCAGUGGACUCGGACUCGGCAGCGUUGCUGAGAGCCUCGGUCUGGGUGGUGGUAAGAAGAAAUAA
Exophiala spinifera is the source of this 4821-nucleotide messenger RNA. RefSeq lists its product as uncharacterized. The record is from RefSeq and is a predicted model, not a curated record. The transcript has 2 exons. Bases 1 to 4821 code for a protein of 1606 amino acids. NCBI's taxonomy places the organism in Eukaryota, Fungi, Ascomycota, Eurotiomycetes, Chaetothyriales, Herpotrichiellaceae.